Molecule: messenger RNA, 2288 nt
Organism: Crotalus tigris (Tiger rattlesnake)
Lineage: Eukaryota; Metazoa; Chordata; Lepidosauria; Squamata; Viperidae
Gene: TLDC2
Product: TBC/LysM-associated domain containing 2
Exons: 7
Coding region: 217-873 (218 amino acids)
Biological process (GO): response to oxidative stress
Cellular component (GO): nucleus
Source: RefSeq, a predicted model, not a curated record
GGGGAAGACCAUUCUGGAAUGCAGCCUACCAAAUACUCCUGGGAUGACAGCAGCUGUGAAGCAGGAAGAUUAGCUUCUUGAGAGAAGGGAUAAAGUACACAGUGUUUACAGAGGAGUGUUCUCCACAGGUUAUCGGCAGACACCUGCUCUCCACCUACAUCCUGCCAGUAAAAAACAUUCUUGUCCAGGAUUCUGGUUUGGACAAUAACAGAAAGAAUGAAAACUCCACGCUGCCGUUACAUUCUUCUGCCCAAUCUGGAUGAUGAAACUUUGUCUCUAGAACCUGAAGAGGAAGCUGAUGGGCUAGACUCAGUCAGGACAAAUGCAGAUGUUCCAUCCCAAGUUGCAGAAGAAUUGAAUGAGCCUAUACUGAAUGCUCAAAGUAGCAUCUUGCAUAAAGAAGAAAUCCAACAACUAACUCCACAUCUCCCUCUGCGAGUGACUGCCUAUCCUUGGAACCUUGUCUACUGUACAGCAAGGGAUGGAUUUAGUCUGAAGACCAUGUAUAGAAGCAUGAGCAACUUGGCCUCUCCCGUGUUAUUGAUUAUCAGAGAUACUGAUGGGCAGAUAUUUGGAGCUUUUUCUUCUACAGCUAUUCAUGUGAGCAGCUGUUUUUAUGGCAAUGGAGAAACAUUUCUGUUCUCUUUCACUCCACAACUCAAGGUAUUUAAAUGGACAGGCAAAAAUACCUUCUUCAUGAAAGGAGAUGCAGAUUCUUUAGCCAUUGGUGGUGGCAGUGGUAAAUUUGGACUCUGGCUAGAUGGAGAUCUGAACCAUGGAGGAAGCCACCCCUGUGAAACCUUCAAUAAUGAAGCAUUAUCACCCAAAGAGGAAUUCCUCAUCCGAGACUUAGAAGUUUGGACAUUGUCUUAACUGGAAGACUGGGAGAAAAAUCAGACAUCUUUUCACAUAAACUUUCCAAGCUCUUGAGAAAAAGGAUUUGGCCAGCAGUCCUGCAUCAGUUUGUCAAAUCCCCCUCAAAUGAGGAUAAACCUGUUGUGGAUUCCCCAUGUCUUUUAUAGAUUGGCAAGAAAGAAAGCUGAAGAAUCUUACCAAUUUUCUAAUAUUUAUAUCCCUCAGUUACCAGCCUCUUCUCAAGUAAGCUGCAUCUAAAAGUAGUUUGUUCUUUGGAUGUAUCCGGGUCAGUGGUACACAUCUGUAGUGCAGAUAGGAAGUGAUGUCUGGGUAACAACCCUAUGAGGAAUUGGUAAGCAAUAAACGUAUUUGCCACUAUUGCUUGCUGGGUAAGUAACAUAAACAGAUGUUGUUCUUUGCUUUAACAGAUACCUGCCCAUUUAUGGGUCAAGCUACUUUCAUAAUAGAAGCAAACAUAUUGCUCUUAGGCUUCACCUAAGACAUUUUUACCUGCUUGUAAAAUAUUAAGUAAAUAAGGAGGAAUUUCCGGACAAUGAGUUAUUAAGCAGUGGAACAAGCUGCCUCCGGGAGUUGCAGGAUGUUCUAUUCAAGCAAAAGAUUGGAAAGCCAAUUGUUUGGGUAGCCAGAGGAUCCUGGUCCUGAACAGCAGGUUGGCCUCCAAGAUCCCUUCCAACCCUGAUUCUGUACUUCGGCUUUCUGCUUUAAAAUGAGAAAUCUCUAUAGACUUUCAUAGGCAUUCUUAUGACUUAAUUGCCAUACUUAGGAAUAGUUGAGUAUUUAUAUCACAACACAUUUCUAUUGUUGUUUUGUUGUGUUCACAUGCCCAAAUACCUUCUAAAAGAGAGAUAUUUCUCUAAAUGUGUUAGUGCCUACAAACAAUGGCUCCAUACUUAAAGAAGAGAAUAUUUAUAGCUCAGAUUUGAACUGUGGUUCCUUGGUGCUCUCUGAGUUUGGUAGCACAUGCAAUGAAAUACUACAAUCACUUUUUUCUACAGCAGGUCACCUUUUGAGCUGAACUCUUGAUGAUGUAAAAUAGACAGGUCCAUUCAGUAUUCAUGGCUUCAUACAUACAAAAGUGUGUUGCUGUUGGUUUCUUGCAAGGAACUAUUGUUUUUGCAUCUUUUUUUUGGCUGCAGAAGCAGCUUUGUAAAUGAUAGUUGUUCUUUAAUACAAUGUAGCCUCACUCAGGUUUUACAUCAAACUUUUUAGUCUUUUCCUUUCUAUUAUAGAAAGCUCAGUUUUAUUAGCAAUCCAUUUGCAACAUUUUAUCUCCAGAAAUUUGUCUGUAAUAUGGACAAUUUUCACUAUUGCAUUUCUGGCAUCAUUUUAUGAACAUUUCAACAUUCUAUAACAUUUAUAUGCAUCAUGAUUUUGCAUCCAUAUAUAGGGUUACCAGAAAACUGAAUAAAUAA